Molecule: messenger RNA, 1332 nt
Organism: Dryobates pubescens (Downy woodpecker)
Lineage: Eukaryota; Metazoa; Chordata; Aves; Piciformes; Picidae
Gene: APOA5
Product: apolipoprotein A5
Exons: 5
Coding region: 1-1332 (443 amino acids)
Biological process (GO): cholesterol biosynthetic process; reverse cholesterol transport; phospholipid efflux
Cellular component (GO): high-density lipoprotein particle; extracellular region; chylomicron
Molecular function (GO): phosphatidylcholine-sterol O-acyltransferase activator activity; phospholipid binding; cholesterol binding
Source: RefSeq, a predicted model, not a curated record
AUGCCCCUGCGGACGGGUGAGGAGGCUCCCUGGGGGCUGCAGUGGCAGGAGCUGCGGGAUGGGAGCGUGGCCAGGGCUGCCUGGGGCAACCCUGAGCGUCCCCAGGCGGAAGCUGCCGGUGGGGGAGUUUCAGCUGCUGUCCCUGUCCCUGCCCUGCCACUCCGCACCCCCCUCGCCACCGUGGCAGCUCCCAUGCGCUGUUUACUCCGCGAUGCAAAGGGCGGUGGCCUGCUGGCCCGGCACACCAUGCCUCUGAAGUUUGCACUGCUGCUCACCCUCCUGGGCUCCUUGCCAGGUGUGGGCAGCACCUCACGAGCCGCUGCCCUCCUGCCCACAGUGUCGCUGGCAGAGCCGGCACAAAGCGGCCUCUGGGAGUACCUCAGCCAGCUGACCAGUGACAAGGAUGGCACAGAGCACAGCCAGGGCAGCAAGCUGGGCAGGGACAGCACAAACCUGAAGGAGAACGUUCAGGAUGGGGGCAGCUCCAUGGGGAACCUCCUGGAGAAGCUGGCACCCCCGGGCGGCAGAGGCCCCCAGCCCUACCAGGACUCGGACAGCCUGCGCAAGGUCCUCAGGAAAGAGCUGGAGAGCCUGAGGGUGAAGCUGUCUCCCUACGUGGAUGAUGUGCACCACAAAGUGGGCAGGCACCUGGAGGAGCUGCGCUACCAGCUGCAGCCCUUCACCGAGGAGCUGCUGGAGCAGCUGUCGCUGAACGCCCGCGAGCUGCGGCGGCAGCUCCUGCCCAGCCGGCAGCUGGCCGCUCAGCUGCUGCAGGGGGCAGAUGAGGUGCAGAGGUUCAUGGCUCACUACGCCGACAAGAUUGCCUUCCACACCGACCAGGUGAAGGACAUUUUCCACCCCUAUGCGGACAGGCUGGUGACCGAGAUCCACCGCAACGUGGAGGAGCUGCACAGAAACGUCAGCCCCCACGCCCAGGCCAGCCCCGAGAAGCUCAACCGCUACAUCCAGCAGCUCUCCACCAAGCUGACCCAGAACGCCAAGGACCUCCACCAGAAGAUCCAGAGAAACCUGGAGCAGCUCAAGGCGAAGCUCAGCCUCUACCCCGGCAGACUGCGGGAGCAGCCGGCCCCCGCGGAGGAGCUGGCCCGGGAGGUGCAGCGGCGGGUGGAGGAGUUCCGGAGGGACACGUACGUCCAGAUCCAGGCCUUCACCCGGGCGCUGGACCAGGAGACGGAGGAAAUGCGGCUGAAGCUCUCCUCCGGGCCGCCCACCCUAGGGGAUUCCCAGGAGGGGCCGCCCGCCGUGGAGGACCUGCGGGCUCGCCUGGACGCGCUCUGGAGGGACCUGGCGCGCAGCCUGGGCGAGCGCUGA